AUGCACUUAAUAUGGGAAAAUCUCAUGAAGAAUCUCAUACUCCAUUGGACAGGUUCAUUUAAGGGUUUAAACAGUGGCUCCGAAUCAUAUGAAAUUCCCGAUACUGUUUGGAAGGCCAUCGGUGAAGCUACUGCCAAAUCAGGUUCUACUAUUCCGUCAGCUUAUGGUGUACAUGUUCCAAACAUCGCAGCUGAUGGGGUCUAUAUGUCUGCUGAGAUGUACUCAUUUUGGACCCUCUACCUUGGCCCUGUUCUACUCCAUCGUCGAUUCACAUCAGAGUGCUAUUACCAUCAUUUUAUUCAACUCGUCCGCCUCCUCACAAUAUGCCUUCAAUUUGAAAUAUCAUCGGUAGAAGUUGAGGAAGUCCGUGUAGGGUUCAUCAAAUGGGUCAAGGAGUAUGAACGUAUUUAUUAUCAGUAUUCUCCCGAACGGCUCCCAGUUUGUCCGUUAACUAUCCAUGCACUGUUACAUAUUGCACCCAGUAUCAAAGCGACUGGCCCAGUCUGGUGCUACUGGGCAUUCCCAAUGGAGCGGUACUGCGGGGCAAUCCAACCUGCGAUCCGUAGUCGUCGGUUUCCAUUUGCUUCCCUGGCUCGAUAUGUCCUCGAAGAUGCACGCCUAACCCAAAUCAAAGUAUUCUAUGACAAAAUUGAUGAAUUAUCUCUACAGUCUGUACAUAAAGGGCUCGUUCGUGGUGCUUAUCCUUCAUGUUGUCUUCUUCCACCAAAGCUUCCCGGACCACCAGCUGUGUCAUCUUUGACACCACUUAUCGGUGCAUUAAGUACUUGGUUUCAAAAACGUGUUGGAGUGGUUAGGAAGAGUCUGGAGAUGGCUCAUAUCGAGAACUGGGGGAAGAUUCAAUGUAUAGACUCUGAAGCAGGUGAUACAAUGCGAGCAUCAGAGGCAAGAAGAGCAGGAGAUGACCACCGUGAUGCAUCAUAUGUCCGGUAUGAGAUGCUUGUGGACAAACAUGCUCAAAGACGGAAUGUAAGGUCUGAAUUUGUCCCUCAGACAUUUUUUGGCCAACUUCAACGUAUCUAUUUAAUACGUUUCGACACUCCCUGUCCUGAUUUGGGCCUACAAGAACCAACUACCCUCAUAAUGGCACAGAUACGGGAAUGUAAGGUUGGCGACAAAAACAUUCCAGGGCUUGACUUCCAUUUUUACUCCACCAAUGGACAAAUUCAUGUCACCGAUAUCACCAGUGUGCAGUGUGUUGUUGGGCGGGUCCCUUGCGGUAAGAAUGAAUGGUGUAUUAUUGACAGAAGUGGUGUAUUGGGUCACGCAUUUUUCCUUGAAGAUGAAGAUUGAUUGAUUGAGACAUUAACUAGUACUACCGUCGACAUAAUAUUUAGACCGUUUCGGGCUCGGUGUGCUACAAACAAAGGCUCCCUGGAAAGACUCCCUUUCAUACCACUGAGAACUCUGAACAAUGUCAGAAGACCAUUUUCGUUUCAGAAUGUUGCUAUGUGUAGAAUCUUUGAGAGGCGUCGACAGUGAAGGACUUGACGCUUCUAAUAGUGGUGAAAUGAAUAGAGUCCGAUGGCUGAAGGCAAAGCACUCACCUAUUUGAAUCUCCUUUCCCAUUUCCUUAGACCUUGGGGAGAGAGAUGACUCUACAACUCUAUUCUCGUCACAGCCAAUGUCAAUUACAUUCAUGUCCGCUUUCUUCUCAUGGACUGUAUUUUCACUAUAAUCCUCGGGCACAAUUUCGCCAGUUGGAAGACGUUUACGAUGCUGAAACAAGAGCUGGUGCAC
Messenger RNA from Lentinula edodes (shiitake mushroom), 1758 nucleotides. RefSeq lists its product as uncharacterized. The coding region runs from base 1 to 1311 and encodes 436 amino acids. The transcript has 4 exons. NCBI's taxonomy places the organism in Eukaryota, Fungi, Basidiomycota, Agaricomycetes, Agaricales, Omphalotaceae. The record is from RefSeq and is a predicted model, not a curated record.